Molecule: messenger RNA, 1903 nt
Organism: Poecile atricapillus (Black-capped chickadee)
Lineage: Eukaryota; Metazoa; Chordata; Aves; Passeriformes; Paridae
Gene: CHRDL2
Product: chordin like 2
Exons: 11
Coding region: 116-1417 (433 amino acids)
Molecular function (GO): protein binding
Source: RefSeq, a predicted model, not a curated record
CACCGCCGGGCAGCAGCGAAACCCUCAGCACAAACCCCGAGACAUCGCCGGGACACCGGGCAGUGCACCCCCGGGCACCGGGACCGGAGCCCCAGGGUACCAGCACCGGGCUGCAAUGCUUCCCGGGGCGGCCCCCCUCGCCUUCCUCCUUCGGUGCCUCCUGCUCCUCUUCGCCUCCGAGAGCCGAGCCCGGGCUCGGCCAGACACGUUCUGUGACUUCAACGGCAAGAAGUACAGCCCGGGGGAGAGCUGGCACCCGUACCUGGAGCCCCAGGGGCUGAUGUACUGCAUCCGCUGCAGCUGCUCCGAGAACACCAACAUCAGGUGCUACCGGAUCCAGUGCCCAGCUCUGCCGUGUGCCAGCCCUGUCACGGACCCCCAGCAGUGCUGCCCACGGUGCCCUGAGCCACAUUCCCCGUCCGGCCUCCGUGCACCUGCCAGGUCCUGCCAGUACAACGGGACCACAUACCAGCAGGGCGAGAUGUUCAGCACCAGUGAGCUCUUCCCCGGCCGCCAGCCCAACCAGUGUGUGCAGUGCAGCUGCUCUGAAGGCCAGAUUUACUGUGGCUUGGUGACCUGCCCUGAGCUGCUGUGCUCCUCUCCCUUAACUGUGCCGGAUUCCUGCUGCCAGGUCUGCAAAGAUGACUCCUUUGAGAAGUCCACAGAAGAGGAACCACUGCAGCUAAACAGAGGUGUUAGAAACUCACAAGACCAGUGCUUGGGAGAGGUGAUAGGGAGGAAGCCACCUGGAGCCACUGUGUCCACUGUUCUCAGCUCUUCCCUGGAGUUAAUUCCCAGAAGCUUCAAACCCAAGGGAACAGGUGGCACCACUGUGAAGAUCGUCUUGAAAGAGAAGCACAAGAAAGCUUGUGUUUACAAUGGGAAGACCUACUCCCAUGGGGAAGUGUGGCAUCCCGUCUUCCGCCUCUACGGCCUCCUGCCCUGCAUCCUCUGCACGUGCAGGGAUGGCGUCCAGGACUGCCAGAAGAUCACAUGCCCUAAGGAGUAUCCAUGUGAAUAUCCAGAAAAAGUAGAUGGGAAAUGCUGUAAAAUAUGUCCAGAAACCAGAGUCAAACCCACGGAUGGAAUCGCCACCCCCCGGUGCAGCAAGAGCCCCAGCCGUGUCCUGGUGUACACGUUCGUGCCUCCACGCUCAGAGGCCUCCAAGGAGAUCCUCAGGACCAUGGCAAUCGAGAAGGAGCUGGCAGAAGAGGUGGAAAUCUACAACUGGAAGCUGAUUAAAGGAAUAUUCCAUCUGAUCCAGACCAAGAAGAUCAGCAAACAGGAAUUCAAGCAAGAAGCACAAAACUUCAGGCUGAUCACUAGGACAAACGAAGGUCACUGGAACAUCUUCCGAGCCCAGACGUCUGAGCUGAGGAUGACAGAAAGCCCAGAGAAGGAAACAAAGAACUUGUAAAGCAAAGAACUUUCCUCUAACUAUUGAUUUAUCUACACACAGACACACAUACACAUAUAUAUGAACUCCAGAGCUGCAUUAUUAAAUAGACUGGCACCGCAAUACAGGUUACACUAGUGGAAAUUCCAGCGACUCCAGAGAACGAUCCCAAUCCAUCAGCAUCGAAGCCACAGCCAUGUAGGUGCCUCUCUCCAGCGGGACAGUGCAGGAAGCUGGCCACCACCUCCCACUAUCCCAAAGAUGUUGGAUGAGCAGAGGGAGGAGGGAGAGAGAGCAGAGGAGUGAGACCUGGUGCAACAUGAGGAGGUAGGAUCCAUCCUGGACACCCCAGUGUUCCUGAGGAGCAUCAGGAGUGCGCAGCAAAGCGGAACACCACCGUUCUGCCAGCUGCUGGUGGAAAGAUGACCUGCAAAGAAAGAGAAAUCAUCCCUCUUUCCUUCCUUGGAGCCCCUGGGAUCUGCAAAGGGGUUUCUUUGGCUGAGUGCC